Molecule: messenger RNA, 1386 nt
Organism: Myxozyma melibiosi
Lineage: Eukaryota; Fungi; Ascomycota; Lipomycetes; Lipomycetales; Lipomycetaceae
Product: Inosine/uridine-preferring nucleoside hydrolase domain-containing protein
Exons: 2
Coding region: 1-1386 (461 amino acids)
Biological process (GO): purine nucleoside catabolic process
Cellular component (GO): cytosol
Molecular function (GO): purine nucleosidase activity
Source: RefSeq, a predicted model, not a curated record
AUGUCCUCUUCUGCGCGGAAACUCAUCAUCGACUGCGACCCGGGUGUCGACGACACCCUCGCCCUCCUCUACGCCCUCAACUCCCCCAACUGCGACAUCGCCCUGAUCUCCCUCUGCUUCGGCAACGUCCCCGUCUCGACCUCGAUCAGAAACGUGCUCUCCAUCUUCCAAGUCCUCGAGUCCGAGCGCGCCUACCGCACCCAGUACAACCUCCCCCUGCUCGGCUACCACACCCGCACGCAGUCUCUCUCGCCAGACCACUGGCCGACCAUCGCCCUCGGCUCCGACCAGCCCGUCUCCUCGCGCCGGACCACCGGCGCCGAAUUCUUCCACGGCGUCGACGGUCUCGGCGGCGUGCACGAGAAAGCGCCGCAGUUCUCACCCCCGGAGACGUUUUUGCUGCCGUUCCUCGACGCAGAGAGCUUGUCGGCGGAUAAACAGAUCACGCGCGAGGAACUGAUUGCGAGCGCAAAGGGGUAUAAACCAUCCAGCACGCCCUCUUGGCGCGAGAUCCUGCGCGUGCUGCGCGAGGAGCCGCCGAAUACAGUCACCUUAGUCGCGCUCGCGCCGCUGGCAAACAUUGCGCGCGCGGCGAUCGAGGAUCCAAUCACUUUCUCGCGCGUGAAAGAGAUUGCCUGCAUGGGCGGCAACAUCGAUCAUCCGGGCAACAUGUCUCCGUUCGCAGAGUACAACGUGUACGCGGACGUCGACUCCGCCGCGAUCGUGUUUGCAACCACCUCGCGCACGCCCGCGAGCACGCUCCCGCCGUCGGCGAGCGCGCUGGGCUCCGCGUUUGCGAACCCGGCGUACGUGCCUACGAAACUGUACCUGUUCCCGCUCGACCUGACCUCCAAGCACCGGCUGCGCAAGCGCUGGUUCGUCGACCACUGCGAGUUCUGGCUCAACCGCGAGACAGACAAUAAAUCUCAUCAGCUGCAGCAUCCCGGCGACGCGCCGCUCGCAAUGUGGAUGAGCGUCUGGCUCGGGGGCGCGUUUGGGAAUAUGGACGACAUCGUCGACUUUGAGAAACAGCACUACACGCCCACCGAGGUCGACAUCGAAGACGGCGUGGUGGGCUCCUACAUCGAGAUGCACGACCCCCUAACCGUCUUCUUCGCCGCCUGCACCGACGCCGAGCGCGCGGCGCUGUUUGAGAUCUCGCACGACGUCGACAUCCGCGUCGAAACUGUCGGCCAGUUCACGUGGGGAAUGUGUGCGGUAGAUCGGCGAAACAUGCCUAAACGCGACGCGAACGAUCCCGCGCCGAGAGACGUGGGCGAGUGGUUGGCGCUCGAGAAGGGGAAUCGGCUGCAGCUUGCGGUGAAGGGGCCGGGGUCGAAGGCGUUUAGUAAACAGUUGCUUGAUACGGUGUUGUCUGCGUUGUGA